This is a messenger RNA of Pelobates cultripes (western spadefoot toad), 286 nucleotides long. The record is from the annotation of a GenBank genome assembly. Lineage: Eukaryota; Metazoa; Chordata; Amphibia; Anura; Pelobatidae.
CGCAGCAAGGACCAAGAUGGAGAUCCCCGGCAAAGAGACAGAGAACAGGACAAGCGUGCACCCGCCAACGAGAAGGAAACCGACCGGGAGGUAUUGCGGAGGACAAAAAAAAAAAAAGAGGCAUACACAGGUAGUCCCAGAUAGACUAUCACAACUCUUUAUCCCGCAGGCCUAUAUAUCCCACAGGCAGUUCCAGACGCCUCCCAUGGAUCAUAUUAUGUUCCCAAAUUGGACUAUGUUGGUACUAAAGACCCAAAUUCAGCCCGAUCUAUGCACUCACUCACGA